Messenger RNA from Penicillium chermesinum, 2268 nucleotides. Its product is annotated as ATP-dependent 6-phosphofructokinase. The transcript has 3 exons. Gene Ontology annotation, molecular function: monosaccharide binding; 6-phosphofructokinase activity; identical protein binding. The record is from RefSeq and is a predicted model, not a curated record. Gene Ontology annotation, biological process: fructose 6-phosphate metabolic process; fructose 1,6-bisphosphate metabolic process; canonical glycolysis. Bases 1 to 2268 code for a protein of 755 amino acids. NCBI's taxonomy places the organism in Eukaryota, Fungi, Ascomycota, Eurotiomycetes, Eurotiales, Aspergillaceae. Gene Ontology annotation, cellular component: cytoplasm; mitochondrion; 6-phosphofructokinase complex.
AUGGAAGCUCCAAAGAUCCCGGUCGAGCCACCCAAGAAGCGCCGCAUUGGUGUCCUAACCUCCGGUGGUGAUGCCCCGGGCAUGAACGGCGCCGUGCGUGCUGUCGUCCGUAUGGCAAUUCACAGCGAGUGCGAGGCCUACGCUGUCUUUGAAGGCUACGAAGGCCUGGUCAACGGCGGCAACAUGAUUCGACAGCUACACUGGGAGGAUGUUCGAGGCUGGUUGUCGCGUGGCGGUACCUUGAUCGGUUCUGCGCGUUCCAUGGCUUUCCGUGAGCGGGCUGGGCGUCUUCGUGCUGCUAAGAACAUGGUUCUGCGCGGCAUUGAUGCGCUAGUGGUCUGUAGUUUGACUGGUGCCGACGUCUUCCGUGCAGAAUGGCCAGGGCUGUUGUCAGAUCUCGUUGCUGCUGGCGAAUUAUCCAAGGAGCAGGUCGAGCCCUACAAGGUUCUUAAUAUCGUCGGAUUGGUGGGCUCGAUCGACAACGACAUGUCGGGCACCGACGCUACUAUCGGGUGCUACUCCUCUCUCACACGAAUUUGCGAUGCCGUCGACGAUGUCUUCGAUACGGCCUUUUCACACCAGCGAGGUUUCGUCAUCGAGGUCAUGGGCCGUCACUGUGGAUGGCUUGCUCUAAUGUCCGCCAUUAGUACUGGCGCAGAUUGGCUGUUCAUUCCUGAGAUGCCCCCGAAGGAUGGCUGGGAGGAUGACAUGUGUGCCACCAUCACCAAGAACCGCAAGGAACAAGGAAAGCGCCGCACAAUUGUGAUUGUGGCCGAGGGAGCCCAGGAUCGCCAGCUCAACAAAAUCUCAAGCUCGACUGUCAAGGAUAUUCUGACUCAGCGUCUGGGCCUGGACACACGAACCACCGUCCUCGGGCACACCCAGCGUGGUGGUGCCGCAUGCGCAUAUGAUCGAUGGCUAUCGACUCUGCAGGGUGUCGAGGCCGUCCGCGCCGUGCUAGAAAUGAAGCCCGACUCUCCUUCCCCCGUUAUCACCAUUCGUGAAAACAAGAUUUUGCGUACCCCCCUCAUGGAUGCCGUCAAGUUGACCCAAGACGUCACGGCAAAGAUCAAAGCUAAAGAAUUCGCAGCGGCGAUGGCUGAGCGAGACGCCGAAUUCAAGGAAUACUACGACGCUUACCGAAACACUGCGACGCCCAAUCACCCGAAGAUGAAGCUCGCUGAGGACAAGAAAAUGCGCAUCGCUAUCAUCCACGUCGGUGCACCGGCUGGUGGCAUGAACCAAGCUACCCGGGCUGCCGUUGGAUACUGUCUUACCCGCGGACACACUCCAUUGGCUAUUCACAAUGGAUUCCCUGGCCUUUGCCGCCACCAUGCCGACACCCCUGUCAGCUCUGUUCGCGAGGUGAGAUGGCUGGAGUCGGAUAGCUGGGUCAACGAAGGUGGCUCUGACAUCGGUACCAACCGAAGCCUGCCCGGCGAGGAUUUGGAAGAAACUGCCAAGUGUUUCGAGAAGUACAAGUUCGAUGCUCUCUUUGUUAUCGGUGGAUUCGAGGCCUUCACCGCAGUGAGCCAACUGCGUCAGGCACGCGAGAAGUUCCCCGCCUUCAAGAUUCCCCUCGUUGUGCUGCCAGCUACCAUCUCCAACAACGUUCCAGGCACUGAGUACUCUCUGGGAAGUGACACUUGCUUGAACACGCUGAUUGACUUCUGCGACGCCAUUCGCCAGUCUGCUUCCUCUUCUCGCCGCCUCGCAGUCUACAUCCCCGAAGAAGGCAUCAACAUCAAGAUGCUUUCCCAGGAUAUUGAUCUUCUCCGUGACAACUUCAUCAAAGACAAGGGCGCUAACCGUGCGGGAAAAAUCAUUCUGCGCAAUGAGACUGCGUCGUCUACUUACACAACCCAGGUGAUUGCUGACAUGAUCAAGGAGGAGGCCCAGGGUCGCUUUGAAUCGCGUGCCGCGGUCCCAGGUCAUUUCCAACAGGGUGGCAAGCCUUCGCCUAUGGACCGUGUUCGUGCCCUGCGGAUGGCUAUUAAAUGUAUGCAACACAUCGAGUCUUACGCUGGUAAAGGCCGCGAUGAUAUUGCAAAUGAUCCUCUGUCUGCCGCUGUCAUUGGUGUGAAGGGUUCUCAGGUUCUCUUCUCACCAAUGGGUGGCGAGACCGGACUGGAAGCCACCGAGACCGACUGGGCUCGUCGUCGCCCUAAGUCUGAGUUCUGGCUUGAGCUGCAGAAUGUUGUAAACAUUCUGUCUGGCCGCGCCUAUCCUCGGACCGACGAGACCUGGACUUGCUAUGAGAGUACGUAA